Messenger RNA from Tachyglossus aculeatus (Australian echidna), 855 nucleotides. Its product is annotated as putative olfactory receptor 14L1. Gene Ontology annotation, molecular function: odorant binding; olfactory receptor activity. Bases 1 to 855 code for a protein of 284 amino acids. NCBI's taxonomy places the organism in Eukaryota, Metazoa, Chordata, Mammalia, Monotremata, Tachyglossidae. Gene Ontology annotation, biological process: G protein-coupled receptor signaling pathway. The record is from RefSeq and is a predicted model, not a curated record. Gene Ontology annotation, cellular component: membrane. The transcript has 5 exons.
AUGGCCCUGCUCACGGUGAUGUCCCACGAUCGCUUUGUCACCAUCUGUUGCUCCCUGGACUAUGAGAUCAUCAUGUCCCACAGGGCCUAUGUACGCAUGUUGGCUGCCUAUUGGUUCAGCAGCUGUUUGAGUGCCAUCAUCACAGAAGAUGUGAGUUUAACCAUCAGCAUGUGCUUAGAUUUCUUCUGCUUCGUGCUUAUCGUGGGCUCCCACGUCCGCAUCUUCUCAGCCGUUCUAAGGAUGCCAUUGGUGCCAAUAUCAGACUCUCCCUCUGCACCGGACCUGCUGCUGUCUAUGUUCUAUGCUGUGGUGCCCUCUACCGUUAAUUCCCUCAUCAAGAGCCUGAGGAGCCGGGAAACGAAGGCGCACUUGCACACCCCUAUGUACUUCUUCCUCAAGUACCUGUUGGUCAUUGACCUCGGCUACAUCCCCAUCACGGUCCCCAAGUCCAUCUUCAAUUCACUCACAAAUGUCAACUCCAUCACUCUGCUGGGCUGCGAUGCCAGCAUCUGCUUAGGUUUCUUCUGCUUCAUGCUCAUCGUGGGCUCCCUCACGCGCAUCUUCUCAGCCAUGCUGAGGAUGUCAUUGGUGGAGGGCAGCUCCAAGGCCUUCUCGACCUGCCUAACCAACCUGGUCACCGUCAGUCUGUUCCUCACAUCUGGCUUCUCUGCCUACCAAAAGCAAAUAUCAGAUUCUUCCUCUGCACUGGACCUCCUGGUGUCUGUGUUCUGUAUUGUGGUGCCCCCAACCCUUAAUCCCCUCAUCUACAGCCUUAGGAACCUGAACAUUAAGGAAGUGAUGGGAAGGCUGAUAUGGCCAAAAUAUUUUCCAAAGAAGAAACCAUCUAUCGGGUAA